GAUCAGUUUUUGCAAAAACUUCACGUUGAUGCGAUUUUUGUUGUUUUCUCCUUCACACACACCCUAAAAAAUUUCCUCUUGCGAAUGAUUUUCCCCAUUUUUGGGGCUAUUUUCCGCCUUUUCCACAAUGUCGGACAAUAAAACGAAAGUCGAAAAGCUCGCAGAAGGGAAGAAGAAGCUCAAGAAGUUCCAAUCGAAGCAUAAGAAGCCAAAGGAGGAGGAUGACAAGGGAUCCAUUGAGCAAUUGAGUACAACUUCGGAAAAUGGAGCUGAGGCAGGUGCUGAAGAAGCCGCGGAAGUUCCUGCUGAGACCUUCCCACCGGCUUCUUCAGUGUUUCAGAGUGCGGAAGUGAGUGUACUGGACAAUUUGGGGCAAAUUGUGAUGCAUGAGGAAGGGCAAGUGAAGAAUUUAACUAUUCCGGAAGCUCAUGAGCGACGACGGACUCCACCACAUCAUGAGAGCCUCAAGGAUGAAUUGUUUUCCCUGCUGCAGAAUGAGAAGACUCACUGUGAGGUGCUGGAGGAGCGCUUGAAGGAGCAAUGUGGGGAAAUUGAGGAACUUCGAUGGGAACUCCAAUCAAUUCGUGCUGAUUCCGGGGAUGUGGCGCAUCUCCGGGAACAGCUGCAGGGUCACAUGCAAACUCUGGGCAUUCUAGUGGGUGAGAAAGCUGAGCUAACGGCAACACUCACCACCAUGCAGGCGGCUGUGCGUGAAAGGAAUCAGGAAGUUGAGGAGUUGCAGGCAAAGUUGAGCGCAUCACGGCAUCAGGUGCAGGAUAUGCGAGUGGAAAUGGCACAAAUGAGGGAAUCUCUGGGGAAAUUCGAGCACACCCAGCAGCAUCUCUGUGCUGAGAAUGAGACAGCACGCGAGAGGAUUCAGCAUCUCUCGGGGAAGUGUGAGGAUUUGACGGAAGAACUCGGUGAGAUGAAGCAGAAGCUCCUUGUGAAGGGGAAGGAGUGCACAGCACUCACGGAGGAGCUGCGAAAGAGGGAUUCAGACCUAGCAUUGGCACAGCUACGAGUGGAGCAACUCUCAGCUGGUGACACCCAUGCGGCAGAUGCCAAAAUUGAGGGCGCAGCCCAGCAACGGGGUGUGUUGGAGCAUCAGGUGCGUGAGUUGUUGACACAGCUGGAGAAGAUGACGCAGGAACGCGAUCAGGCGGCCACGCAGUACCAAAACUACGUGACACAGCUCAAUCGGGAGACAACAACGCUCGCACAGAAGCUCCAGGAGACGGUGCAGGAGCGGGAUUUGCUGGCAAAGCGUGAGGAUGAGCUAAUGCGGCACAUGGGGGAGCUUGAGAGGCAACUUCAGGCACAAAUCGCUCAGCCAAAGGGGCAGCAGAAUCCCCCACAAGAGCAGGAGAGAGAGGAUGAUGGUGCAGUGAAGAAAUUGCAGGAAAAUCUCCGGGAAUUGCUGAAGGAGAAUGAAAUUCUCAAGAAGUCACUGAGCGCAGCCGAAGCGAGUAGUUUGAAGCUUCAAACGGUGCUGGAGGAGAAGAUGAGUCAAAUGGGGGAGAUGGAGAUGAAGGUGGAACGCCUGGAGGCAUCCUACGUUGAUCCAUCGUCCCUCAGUGCAACGCUGGAGAGUGAGAAGGUGGCAGCAGCACGUGCUGUGGCGCAAAAUGUUGAGCUGAAGGCACAACUGGAGGAGAUGCAGCGUGCCUAUGUGCAGAUGACGCACGACAAGGCAGAGCUGAUGGAUAAGCUGCAAUCGGAGCAGCAUCUUGGGCGUGAGAUGCGUGGCAAGGUGGAUGGGUGGGAGGUGGAGGUAGUUGGGCUGCGGGAGAAGCUUCACUUCAAGGACGAAGAGAUGAUGAGGCUGUCACAUGAGAAUUCCGAACUGGAGAAGAGAACAUUGCUGCAGAGUCAGGAGCUUGAUCGGCUGCGACACUGUGAGAUGGGUCAGCAAACAAGUAGUGUCCUUCAGAUUGAGAUACAGCGGCAAAAGGAGGAGAUUUCACUCCUUCAGGGGAUUAUUAGGAAGCUCGAGGAAGGUGCAAAAGAAUCCCCGGACAAUGAAGAUGUUUCCGGAGAAGAUAAAACACCCCAAGAAGGCAAAGAAGCCAUAGAAGAAGCUGACGUACAUCCAGCACAGGAGGUGACAGAGAAUGGGAUAAAGGAAAACAUUCUACCAACGGAGGAAGCAAUGUUGCGAUUGGAAGAACGCUUCCGGCGUACAAUGGAUGACAUUGCCGAGUUGACGGAGGAGAAGCAACGUCUUGAGCAUCUUGUGACACAGCUACAGGGUGAAACGGAGACAAUUGGUGAAUAUGUAACGCUGUACCAGACACAGAGGCAAAUCCUGAAGCAGCGUGAAAUUGAGAAGGAUGUUCAGGUGCAACGAAUUGCCGCCGAUAGGGAGGAGAUGAAGCAGAAACUCAUUGAGUUGAAUGGUUUAGUGGAAUUAUUGCUGCGACAGAAGAAUAUUGACAUUCCCACGGUACCCAUGGAGGUGAAUGGGGAUGCCCAAGAGGUGCCACAACACCUUUCCGGAACACCCAAAGAUGAUAACAAUCAGCAAUGGGCUGAGUUGAGCCAUUCCGGGGAGACUGCUGAGAAGAUUCUAAAUCUCCUCACGGAAAUUAAGACAAAUAACCUCAAUACGAGCAAUCUUGUCGUUCCCUCCGGCGUUGUUCAUCACUGCUCCUGCUGUUCCGGAAAACUAAUAACGGUGUAGAUUAUAAUUAUGUAUAUUUAUUCAUUCGCUUCUAAAGCAAGUCGGUGUUCAAUCGCCCCCCAAAUAAACGAGCGUGCUGUAUUUUUUAUCAUGA
This is a messenger RNA of Lutzomyia longipalpis, 2774 nucleotides long. RefSeq names its product golgin subfamily A member 2. Gene Ontology annotation, cellular component: cis-Golgi network; Golgi cisterna membrane; Golgi apparatus. The transcript is spliced from 3 exons. Gene Ontology annotation, biological process: Golgi organization. NCBI's taxonomy places the organism in Eukaryota, Metazoa, Arthropoda, Insecta, Diptera, Psychodidae. Bases 128 to 2680 code for a protein of 850 amino acids. The record is from RefSeq and is a predicted model, not a curated record.